CCUCAGAAUCACUGUUGUGAGCAGGAGUCGACUGGAACUUGACAUUUUAUACCGGAUUGCGAUUCAAUAGAAUCUUUCGGAAUGAAUAAAGCAAUCUGUAUUAUUUUGCUCUUGACCGUAGGGCUCUAUUUCUGCGAAGGAGUGGAUCCUUGCUGUGCACAACCAUGUGAAAAUAGGGGGCUAUGUAAUUCAAAAGGCUUUGACGACUAUGAGUGUGACUGCACAAGGACAGGAUAUUAUGGAAAGAACUGCACAACUCCUGAAUUCCUAACAUGGAUAAAAAUAUCAUUGAAACCAGCCCCGAACACUAUGCACUACAUCCUUACUCACUACAAAGGGGUGUGGAACGUCAUCAACAAGAUCACUUUUGUGAGAAAUGCUAUAAUGAGCUAUGUCCUGACAUCCCGCUCACAUUUGGUGGACAGCCCCCCGACUUACAAUGCUGAUUAUGGCUACAAGAGCUGGGAGGCCUACUCCAACCUGUCUUACUACACACGGACCCUCCCCCCAGUGCCAAAGGACUGCCCUACACCUAUGGGAACCGCAGGAAGAGCAGUGCUUCCAGAUGCCAAGCUUGUGGUGGAGAAGGUUAUGUUGAGGAAGCGGUUCAUUCCUGAUCCUCAGGGUUCCAAUCUCAUGUUCGCCUUCUUCGCCCAGCACUUCACCCACCAGUUCUUCAAAUCAGACUUCAAGAAAGGACCAGCUUUCACCAAAGCCUUGGGCCAUGGCGUGGACUUAAACCAUGUCUAUGGAGACACUCUGGAGAGACAGCACAAGCUGAGGCUGUUCAAGGAUGGCAAACUGAAGUAUCAAGUUGUGAAUGGCGAGGUCUACCCCCCAUUGGUAAGGGAGGUUGGGGCCGAGAUGCAUUACCCACCCCACGUGCCUGAGGAGCACCGCUUCGCUGUGGGCCACGAGCAUUUCGGCUUGGUCCCCGGCCUCAUGAUGUAUGCCACCAUCUGGCUGCGCGAGCACAACCGUGUCUGUGGCAUCAUGAGGCAGGAGCAUCCCGAAUGGGACGACGAACGCAUCUUCCAGACCACACGCCUCAUUCUAAUUGGCGAGACCAUUAAGAUCGUGAUCGAGGACUACGUCCAGCACCUGAGUGGCUACCACUUUCAGCUCAAGUUCAACCCAGAGCUCCUCUUCAACCAGCGCUUCCAGUACCAGAACCGUAUCGCAGCCGAGUUCAAUACCCUGUACCACUGGCACCCACUGAUGCCUGACACCUUCAACAUCGAGGACCGCGCCUACACCUACCCCCAGUUUGUCUUCAACAACUCCCUGGUCACAGACCAUGGCAUCAACAACCUGGUGGAGUCGUUCACCAAGCAGAUCGCUGGAAGGGUGGCUGGUGGACGGAACCUGCCUCCUGCAUUAGUGGGCAUGGCAGCUAAGGCCUUGGAGCACAGCAGAGACAUGCGUUACCAGUCCCUCAACGCCUACAGGAAACGCUUCAACAUGAGGGCCUACACCUCCUUUGAGGACCUCACAGGAGAGACAGAGCUGGCUGCAGAGCUAGAGACUCUAUAUGGGGACGUAGAUGCUGUGGAGCUGUACCCAGGCCUUCUGGUGGAGCGCCCCAGACCUAACUCUGUUUUCGGGGAGACUAUGGUCGAGAUGGGUGCCCCCUACUCCCUGAAAGGUCUCCUGGGAAACCCCAUUUGCUCGCCGGAAUACUGGAUGCCCAGCACGUUCGGUGGGAGUGUGGGCUUUGACAUCGUCAACACUGCUUCAUUGGAGAGGCUGGUGUGCAGCAAUGUCAAGGGUUCUUGUCCGAUGGUGUCCUUUCAAGUGCCUGAAUUUUUGAGAGCAUUUGAGUCGGCGUCAGUCAACACAAGUGAGGCACACAUGAAUGACAUGAACCCAGGUGUUCUGUUCAAAGAAAGUUCUUCAGAGCUUUAAAGAACUAAAGCUCCAGGUUUUAUUCAAAUACACAUACACAAAUACACAGUGUCUCAGUGUUCUAAAGCUGCUCUCAUUUUAGGUUGUUUUACUCUAUUUAGUUAUUUAUUUAUUGUUGAUUAAUUUAUGUAUUUAAUAUUUAUUUUGUAUUGUUGAAUAUUGAGUUGUUAUGAAGUUAAGUAAUUAUUACAUUUUUAAAUAUGGAUACCAGUUACUAAUGUCUUACAUGAACAAAAGCAAGUUAGUUUACUCUGUAUACCAUGUGGCACUUGAAGAAGUUACAUUUACUUGAAGCAAUGAACUAUCAGAAAUACUUGUAUGUUGUUUAGUGUCUGUCUAGAAUUUGAGCUACUGAAGGGAAAAUCAGCUGGGCUGUAUCUGUCAGUAAUUUUUUGUUAUUUUUAAGACCAAGACAAUGUUAUUACAAAUGGAUGAAGUGAAUAUUUGUGAGACUGUAUUAUGACAAACUGACAUGAAUAAAUGCAAAUGAAUCAAACUAAAACAUUUAUCAUCUUGAUAAAUUGAUUGUCUUUUAAUGUUUUCUCAAGUGCCAAACCAUUUUAAUUGGAAUGUAAAUUAUGACUUUCAUAACAUUAAAGGGCAAUCUGCAGUUGAAACAACAACAAACCGGCCACCCCACCCCUGUUUUUGGUAAACAGCUGAGGGAUGGGGCUGGAGGAUAUAUACAGUGUCUUCAGAAAG
Coregonus clupeaformis (lake whitefish) is the source of this 2607-nucleotide messenger RNA. RefSeq names its product prostaglandin G/H synthase 2. Gene Ontology annotation, molecular function: peroxidase activity; prostaglandin-endoperoxide synthase activity; oxidoreductase activity, acting on single donors with incorporation of molecular oxygen, incorporation of two atoms of oxygen. Gene Ontology annotation, biological process: response to oxidative stress; cyclooxygenase pathway. The transcript is spliced from 9 exons. Bases 82 to 1905 code for a protein of 607 amino acids. Lineage: Eukaryota; Metazoa; Chordata; Actinopteri; Salmoniformes; Salmonidae. The record is from RefSeq and is a predicted model, not a curated record. Gene Ontology annotation, cellular component: neuron projection; cytoplasm.